UACUGGCUUGCUGAUUCAGACACAGUACUAAUUCCUUUCUCUUUUUUGCUGUGUUUCUCUCUUCAGGAUGUUUUUACCCCAGAAUGCAAAUUUAAGGAGUCUGUGUUUGAAAACUACUAUGUGAUCUAUUCCUCAACCCUGUAUCGCCAGCAGGAAUCAGGCCGCGCAUGGUUUCUAGGACUCAAUAAAGAAGGUCAAAUCAUGAAGGGGAACAGAGUGAAGAAAACCAAGCCCUCAUCUCAUUUUGUACCAAAACCUAUUGAAGUGUGUAUGUACAGAGAACCAUCUCUACAUGAAAUUGGAGAAAAGCAAGGACGCUCGAGGAAAAGUUCCGGAACACCCACCAUGAAUGGAGGCAAAGUCGUGAAUCAAGACUCUACAUAGCCUGGAGAAUUCUUCUGCUCUUCCCUCUCCUCCUUCUCCCUUCUCCCCCCCCCUUCCCCGUUUUCUCCAGUAAAUCCACCCAAUGAGAGAGAGAGAAAAAUAAAACAGCAUCACAGGACUUAGUAGCUGAGAUACUGCACUAAAAAUCUUCCUUUUGUGUAGGACAAGAAAUUUGAACCAAAGCUUGCCUGUUGCAAUGUGGUAGAAAAUUCACAUGCAUAACAAUUAUUGCACAUAAGAACAAAGGAAAAAAUAAAUCGGGACUCCACAAACAUUAAAUUUAACUGUGUUGUUAUUAAUAGAGGGUUAAUUGUAAUAAAGGGAGGCUAUAAUGCAGACAAAACAGAGUCAUCGAAUGGAUGUAAAAGGUUUU
Molecule: messenger RNA, 757 nt
Organism: Rattus rattus (black rat)
Lineage: Eukaryota; Metazoa; Chordata; Mammalia; Rodentia; Muridae
Product: fibroblast growth factor 12-like
Exons: 2
Biological process (GO): animal organ morphogenesis; cell differentiation; positive regulation of gene expression
Cellular component (GO): cytoplasm
Molecular function (GO): fibroblast growth factor receptor binding; growth factor activity
Source: RefSeq, a predicted model, not a curated record